Aspergillus calidoustus is the source of this 1323-nucleotide messenger RNA. The record is from the annotation of a GenBank genome assembly. NCBI's taxonomy places the organism in Eukaryota, Fungi, Ascomycota, Eurotiomycetes, Eurotiales, Aspergillaceae.
AUGAAGCUCCUUCCUCUCUUUGCGCUCUGCGCAACCGCUGUGAGCGGACUUGUCUAUGACAAUCUCGGGCAUACUCCUCCAGGUGCACAAGUCUACUCUGCUGGUGAUACAGCUGCGCUGAGGAGAAUCGGCGCGCACCAUCCAGGCCACCACGACAGGCGAACGGUGACGAUUCGCUCCUCGCGCAACGACCACGACGAUGUCUCCGCUGAUUUCCUCUGGGGAAUCAAACGCGCCAACCACGGUGGCAGACUCCUUCUCAAGAAAGGGAAGAAAUACGUCAUUGGCAAGAAACUGGAUUUGACCUUCUUGGAUAAUGUUGAAGUGCAAUUGGACGGCGAGCUCAAGUUCACCGACGACGUUCCGUACUGGCAAGAAAACCACUUCUACUACGACUUUCAAAAAUCAAUCACCUUCUGGCGCUGGGGCGGCCGCGAUAUCCGCAUCUUCGGCAAGGGUCUAUUGAACGGCAAUGGCCAGCGGUGGUACAACGAGUUCGCAGGACAGGAGAUCCUCGACCCGGAUAACACAUACUACCGGCCCAUCCUCUUCGUCGCGGAGAAUGCAACGCGGCUCUCUGUCGAGGGAAUUACUGAGCUCAACUCGCCUUGCUGGACAAACUUCUUCGUCAACAGCAAGGAUAUCUCGUUUGAUGACGUCUAUAUCAAUGCGUUCUCUACGAAUGCUUCUGCCGAACCCAAGAACACCGACGGCUUCGACUCCCUUAACGUCAACGGCCUCUCCGUAACAAACACCCGCAUCGAUAUCGGCGACGACUGCUUCUCUCCGAAGCCCAACACAUCCAACAUCUUCGUCCAGAACCUCUGGUGCAACAACACCCACGGUGUCUCAAUGGGCAGUAUCGGGCAGUACCCGGGCGUCCUGGAUAUCAUUGAGCACGCGUACAUUGAGAAUGUUACGCUGCUUAAUGGAGAGAACGGCGCCCGCCUAAAAGCUUGGGCCGGCGAAGGUGUCGGCUACGGCCGGAUCAACAACAUUACAUACAAGAACAUCCGCGUCGAAAACACUGAUUACCCCAUUGUCCUCGACCAGUGCUACUUCAACAUCCCCAGCGAAGAGUGCGCGGCAUACCCGUCGCAAGUGAACGUGACAAACGUCGUUUUCGAAAACAUUUACGGGACAUCGUCGGGCGCGGAGGGCGAUGUCGUUGCUGAGCUGAUCUGCUCGCCGAACGCGGUUUGCGAAGGAAUCCGCUUGAAGGAUAUUGAUAUUGAGACGCCGGAGGGGGAGCAGGGGGUUGUUGUUUGUGAUGGGAUUCCAGGAGGUGUCGGGGUUGAUUGUGUUGAGUCUACUUCUGCUUGA